GAUUCAAGGCCACGACCACAGAGAUACCAUGAGGACGGCAGGUGGAAUCAAGGCCGUGUUGGCCGUGGCAACACCGUUCCUCGCGUUGGCUACGGCCAACUCCGCGUCUGCUGGAGCUCGCGCCCCGGUAUCCUCAAUGUUGCACAACACUGCUGCUGCUGCCCACCCUCGCGUGGAUGCUAUGCAUGCUGCUGCGCAGGAGGAACCGCUCAUUUCUGCUGGUGCUGAGGUUGCAGCAGGCGGUGUAGGGGGGGCUGCCGUCGCGGUGACUGGUGGGCAGGCAGUUGAACAGCGAAGGGCUAGUGUGGGCGUGCUGGGCGUGCUGGGCGGAGCUCUGUGCCACCUGGUUCUGGGUACCACGUACUGCUGGGGGAACUUCGUGCCGUACGUUCCCGAAAAGCUCAAGUGCUUUGGCAGCGCCCCUGGCUGCUCCCACGCCUCCUACAUCCUGCCCGCAACGUUUGUGUCGCAAACAUUGGCUAUGCCGCUCGGUCCCUACUUCCAGGAGAAGAUCGGAUGCCAGGCGACUACGGCGUUGGGCUGCGGGAUCAUGGCGCUGGGAGUAUUCCUGUCAUCAUACGCACCAAACCUUGCCACGUUCAUGUUCUGCUACUCGUUCAUGUUUGGCUCCGGGAUCGGUCUCGCCUACACCGCCCCCAUGGUGAACGGUUGGAGGUGGUUCCCCAGCAGGAAGGGGAUGGUGAGCGGCGCCGUUGUAGCCGGAUUCGGGGCCGGCGGGUUCGUCUUUAACCAGGUGGGCACGGGUAUCAUCAACCCCAAGGGGCUCGACGCCGUCGGCGGAGUCUAUCCCGACGAGGUCUACGCUAACUUCCCCGUCAUGCUCCGAAAGCUGGCCCUCAUCUACUUCCUCGUGGCCGCCUUGGGAGCUACUGUCAUCAAGCCACCGCCCGUCGCAGCUGCUCCCACGGGCGGCAAGAACCACAGGGGCCGCGGGAAGGUGCAAGCGGCGGCGACGGGGACUAGCUUGAAGCAGGUGGUGAAGGACAAGAGGUUCUGGCUCAUGUGGUUCAUGGCGCUCAUGAUUGGCACUAGCGGCAUCAACGUCGCCAACUGCUACAAGCAGUACGGUGGGAGUGUCGACAUCCUCAAGUCGGACCAAUUCCAGUCCUUGGUGGGAUCGGUGGCGGCGCUGUGCAACGCAGCAGGGCGACUGUUCUGGGGCAACUUGCUCGACGUUGUCAAGUUCAAGUCGUUGUUCGCCGCUCUCGCGGUGCUUCAGGGCAGCGCAACGGCAUUCUACACGGUGCUGUCCCAGUCUAAGGCGGGAUACCUCGUGGGCACGGGCACCCUGCUCUUCUGUCUCGGGGGCAACUUCGCGAUGUUCCCCGCUCUUUGCUCCAAGGUGUUCGGGGGAGCGAUCGGGGCCAAGGUUUACGGCAUCUUGUUUACGGCCUUCGCCGUGGCUAGUAUUUCGGGUACCUUCCUCACCAAGAGCCUCAUGGCGAUGGACUGGAGCUGGGAGCAGGUUUUCAAGCUUAUGGCGUUCUUGUCCAUGUGCUCCAUCACCGCUCUCCCCUUCUUCAAGAUGUAAACGCUCCGCAACAGGCGACACUAUAAAUAGACCUCGCCGCAGCCAGACCUUGCAACGGGUCCGAUGUUUCGCGGAUUUCGAACUGUUGGAUUUCUUUGUUGUCAGGACUAGGAGGCGAUGUUUGGUGGAUCCUUUGCUGUCUGAUUUGUGGUUUGGGUUAGGGUUACGAGGGCUAGCUGCCUUACUGGCAAGACAUCGACUAUUGACUGCUUAUUACCAUGACGAUGGGAGGCCAGGAGUAAGGUGUGCUUGUUCUCCUGUUGUUAUUUGUCCCACUGGCACGAUUUGAAGAAGCGCGGUACGCCCUUUGGGUGGAAUCCAACUAGUCUAUGGGGUAGGGUAGCUGGUGCCAGGCAUCGAGGUAUCUUCUUUGCAAGGCUGUAGAGCCCUGUCGAUUUACGCUUUUGGAAUCGAGAUUGGGUAGGAGGGAGGAUGCCUCCCAUGACUGGGCUUCGGCAGCCCUGCUUUCUCUCUCAUCUCGUCUCUCUCCAGUGCCCAUGGCAGAUUCCGUGUCCUACGGCAUUCGAAGAGCUCCGAGCAGUAGGGCGGGCUUGAAUAGAUUCAGACACUGCUUUUUAGAGUCUGGCCAAUAGAAUGUUGGGAGGGCUGAUCGUUUUUGAAAGUAUGAACAUGAAUCCCCUUUUGUUGCUGUUUUCCACACAAUAAAACAAGGAAAGGCCUCCGGGUACAACAAGAGAUCAAUACAGUUUUCACGCCGUCUUGUUAUCGGAUUGUAGUUGUGACGCCAUUGUUGAUAUGUGUCAGCAGACGAGUCUAGAGCAUUUGGUAGGUAGAUCGGGUGGCAGCAGGCCGGUGCUGGAGGGAGGGCGGGAGGCCCGAAGCGUUGCUUUGAAAUGGUGUCAAAUUCAUUUUUUUGUCAACUCGCGGAUAUUGCACGAAAAUGGAUGUAUCCCCGUUGGUUUGUGCAAGGUAUAUUCGUACUGCUUGGAGAAUACCCUGCCGCUGUUCGUAUGGGAACGCGAUCGCUCGAGCUUCUCUUUCUUGGCUGAAGUCGUCUGUUGUGUACUACCAAAUCUCAACAACGUAUUGUAUGUUUUCUGCU
This is a messenger RNA of Ectocarpus sp. CCAP 1310/34, 2615 nucleotides long. The record is from the annotation of a GenBank genome assembly. NCBI's taxonomy places the organism in Eukaryota, Phaeophyceae, Ectocarpales, Ectocarpaceae.